UCGUUUAUAGGAUCUCAAUCGUUUUCUUUUGGUCCUUUGUUAUCAUUCAAAUUCUAUUAAAUGUUUGCUUUAGACUCUUUUAAUUCUUUAAGCUAGCUUGUUUAUUGAGAGAGAGAGAGAGAUAGAGAGAGACAGCGACCCAGAGCAAUGACUCGGCUGUACUUAUUGCAAAGCUGACCAAAUGAGAGAGAGAGAGAGAGAGAGAGAGAGAGAGAGAGAGAGAGAGUGAGAGUGAGAGUGAGAUUUUGUCUGACACAGAGAGAGAUUUGUUUGGGAUACAGGAUAAACACAUGAUAACUAAUGAGCUGACAGUGAGGGUGUGAUAUACCUUGGGUUUUAAAAACCCUUAAACCAGGGUUCUUAGCAUCAUUGAAAACGGCCAGAUCGUGUCCCAAACCCUCCUCAAAUACCAAGGCGGGACAUCAAAUCCCAAUCUCAAAGGGCAAUCACCAAGGCUUUGUAAACGGAAUCGCAGACAAGUGGAUUUGCUUUCUUGCUUUGUCAACCACAGUGACUAAACUGUUUUAUCAGACCCUGUUUGGGUUAAACAGCUGUUUUUAUAAACGGAGAACUGGAAUCCCUAAGCCGAUCAGAUCAAUAAGGAUUGCUUUAUCGACCGCACAAUUUUUUCAUUUUUUAAAGACUGUGUUUUGCUAAUAAAUUUAAGUUGUCUUCCCUGUAAAAGUGCAACAAGACAACGCUAACAAAAUGUGUUUUACUCCUCAAAAAAGACUUAUGGGUAAUUACAUGAUGAAAAGCAACCAGAAAUUGUUUAAAUAGGUAAUAGGGAAUCAGGCUUUUUUUUAAACCUUAGGGCAUUACCAUGGAAACAGAGUGCCAAAAACAAAUAUUUCAGGAAUAAGCUAUAACAAGAAAGAAUCACAUAAUAGGGGGCGGCGACCGUUCUAUCUUCCUCAGCCACCAAGAGAGACUUUUGAAUAAAAAAACACAAAAAAAACUGUGACUUUUCACAAGAAAAGAACAUAAGAAAGGUUUGGGAACGAGAAAAAGGCCAGUUCAGCCCAUCAAGGCUCGUCCCUCGUUAGCGCAUAGUUCUCCCCUUCUGGAGGGGAAGAACUCAUUUAAAAGCACAGCAUCUUGGGUAACGCAUCAAAGUCACGUCAACAAGCGGCCGAACAAGCAACCAAACUGCCCGCAAUGGCAGGCGCCAGAGUGAAGCGGCGUUUCAGUGUCGUGGUGGACAUGCCCAUCAACGAAGAGGAAGUGAUGAAGCUCGCCCAGAGUUCCGGCGAGGCGGGAGAGGGCGGAGCCUGCACGCCCACCAGCCUGCCCUCGCGCAACGGGAAAGGCCUUUCUCAGGGAAACGGGGACAGCAGCCACUGCAGUUCCUCGCCGGACCACCGGAGGCAGCAGCGAGCCCGGAAUCGCUUUGUGCGAAAAGAUGGCCGCUGCAACAUCACCUUCAUCAACGUGAGCGAGCGCGGCCAGCGCUACCUCACCGACCUCUUCACCACCUGCGUGGAUAUCCGUUGGAGGUGGAUGUUCGUCCUCUUCUCCCUGUCCUUCCUGCUCUCCUGGCUGCUGUUCGGCUUCACCUUCUGGCUCAUCGCCUCGAGCCACGGCGACUUCGCCCCCCGGCCGGUCCUGCCGGACGCUCCUGAGCCCUGCUUCCUCCAGGUCAACACCUUCACGGCGGCCUUCCUCUUCUCCCUGGAGACCCAGACGUCGAUCGGCUACGGUUUCCGCAGCGUGACGGAGGCCUGCCCGCUGGCUGUGCUGGCAGUGGUGCUGCAGUGCAUCGUGGGAAGCAUCAUUGACGCCUUCAUCAUCGGCGCAGUCAUGGUGAAAAUCGCCAAGCCCAAGAAGCGCAACGAGACGCUGGUGUUCUCGGAGAACGCCGUGGUGGCGCUGCGGGACAGCAAGCUGUGCAUGAUGUGGAGGGUGGGGAACCUGAGGACCAGCCACCUGGUGGAAGCCCACGUGAGGGCGCAGCUGCUCAAGCCACGUGUGACCCCAGAAGGAGAGUACCUCCCACUGGACCACGAGGACAUGAACGUGGGCUUCGACGACGGCACGGACCGGAUCUUCCUGGUGUCUCCCGUGACCAUCGUCCACGAGAUCGACGAGGACAGCCCCCUGUACGAGCUGAGCCAGGCGGAGCUGGAGCGAGAGGCCAACUUCGAAGUCGUGGUCAUUCUGGAGGGCAUGGUGGAGGCCACAGCCAUGACCACGCAGUGUCGCAGCUCCUACCUCAGCCACGAGAUCCUGUGGGGCCACUGCUUCGAACCCGUGCUCUUCGAGAAGAACAACCACUACCAGGUACGCUGAGAAACCUCAGUGUGUGUGUCUGAAAGCUCUGCCCAAUGG
This is a messenger RNA of Polyodon spathula (Mississippi paddlefish), 2328 nucleotides long. RefSeq names its product potassium inwardly rectifying channel subfamily J member 14 (gene kcnj14). Bases 1159 to 2289 code for a protein of 376 amino acids. Gene Ontology annotation, biological process: potassium ion import across plasma membrane; regulation of monoatomic ion transmembrane transport. Gene Ontology annotation, cellular component: plasma membrane. The record is from RefSeq and is a predicted model, not a curated record. Lineage: Eukaryota; Metazoa; Chordata; Actinopteri; Acipenseriformes; Polyodontidae. The transcript is spliced from 3 exons. Gene Ontology annotation, molecular function: inward rectifier potassium channel activity.